GCCUGUUUCAGCGAUUGUGACGCCUUCCAGAGGGCAGCAGGAGCCCCAUCAGACAUAAACUGAUGGUUGGAACUCAUCGCUGAGGCCCAUCGCACGGCACCGUGGCGGCUGUCACGGUGAGGCCAGCAGUACGAUAAACGAGCGGCAAUGCCGGAUGACUGAUCAAUCAAGAGGUGUUCUGUGUUCGGUUGGUCUGACUGACAGGUCAGUAGCAUGAAAUGGCCGCAGCGGAGAGGUACGCCCGACUCGCACACAGCAACAGACAACAGAUGCACUUCGAGGUGUGCUGUGCUGUCUGUCAUGUGUUGCAGCCGUGUUGGUGGACGGGAUGGUCAAGAGAGCAGCGUCGAUGGGCUGCCGCGACGCGACCCUCAUGCGGGCGGUGCGGCUGCUGGACGUGUGCCGCGCCGACAAACUCAUCGACACGAACAACGCCACACAGGCAAAGAGAUCUGAAUGACAGACAGUGAGUGAGGACUGAUGGGAUGUGUGUGUCACUUGGCUGGGUGCUGACACACAGGUAGCAGAUGCGUGUGUGGCCGCCUGCGUCGAGCGGCUGGAGCCAUACCUGCUGAUGGACGACAUGCCGGAUGACCCCACACACACUCAGGCACACAGACACAGACACGCACACGACGCACACCUGUGCAGCGCCGACCUGUCUGUCUGGCUGGCUGGCUCCCUGUGUGCAGGUGGUGUGUCGUGCGGCGGCUGAUAGUUCUUUGUGCGGCAUUGGGUGUCUGGAGAAGCUGUUCACUGCGGCCGGCAUGGACACCCACGGACGACUGUUCUCAUUCGCCAAACACCUCAUGGUCAGUCUGUCCGCCAGCCACACACAGACACCUCCAGCUCUCGAAUGGCUUUUCCCUGCCUGCCUGUCUGUCUGUCUGUCUGUCUGUGCAGUUCUUGUCGAUGUGUGACGUCGAGUUGGCCGGGUGCGAUGUCCGCCUGCUGGCCGCCACGGCCGUCUACGUCACACGCAAGACCAACCAGAAGCAGAUAGCGGGCGGCAUAUGGGUGGGCCAAAGCGGCACGUGUGUCCUGGCCUAUCUAUGGCCUGUGUGGCUUUGUGAGUCCGAUUGUCCAUUGUCAGAGUGCGCCCCUUGUGAGUGAGAGUUCGGUUAGCCAGUCGGCAUUGGAGUCGAGCAUGACGACGUUGAGGAUGCAGCGGCUCAUGUGGGGCGAUACACAGACCACCAAAGGGGUGAGCAUGUCAGAAGACCAGUAAAAUCGCCAACACAGCACCGUGUUGAUGUCAUUGUGUGUCGUUUGUGUGGUGUGUGCAGAUACUGACCGAUGCAGUAGACGAGCCGUUCGCCUCGCCCGACCGCCACCGCGUCGCAUCGACCCGCAGCCUCACACAGCAAGAGCAUGGAAGGAUGGAUGGCUGUCGUCGUUUGUCGGUCGGUCUUUUCUGUCACCGCAGCGCAUUCCCUCGUCAGUCAGUCAGUCCACUGCUGCUCUGACCUCGCCGCUCCUCAGGAGUAGCGGGGGAUCGAUGGGCAGCGGUGGACGGGCCGGGCGGGGCAAUGCAAUGCAAUCAAUGCAUUGCAUGUUGUGUUUGUUCGUUUCCUCCCCACACCGCCUCGAAACCAGUCAGCCCAUUACUGCUUUUUCCUUCCUCUGGCCGCGCCCUUGGCGAGCUGAGGAGACGGGCAGGAGUGGACACAAAUCGGUCGGAUGGAGGGAGGGAGGGUUGGGUGCCGUGUGUGUGGUGUCUGCCGUGGGGUUCAUUUUGUCGUCGUCGGUCUAUCGGUUCGUUUCUCCGUCUCAUGUUUUCCAUUGACUGGGGGGGCAGGGGAAGUCAGCGUCGGUGUUUCUUUGACCUUUUGUCGACUGUGUGUAAGUGUGUUGGGGGGGACUCAGGGGAUGGCUGGCGUGUCAGUACUGACCCGUCCUCUUUUUGUGCGUGGGAUGUCAAGGGGAGCAUCACCACGUGGGACAGCCAGCCCAUCGACCACCCAAUUAGGUACUCAGCCUGUCUGUCUGCCUGUCUGUCUUGCUCUCACCUCGCCCCCCACACCCACACAUAGCCAAGCCCUCUGAUUGAUACAGAGCCAGGCCAAGCCAAGUUGAGCUGUUUCCGUGUGCAUGCCGUCUGUGUGUGGGUGUGUGCGCCAAGCACCCACCCUCCCACACUACUCGCUCUCAGACAGACAGAUCAAGGGGGCGGUGUAGUCUCUAUCUACUGCUGCGUCCGCUGUGUGUGUGUGCGUACUGUCUGUCUGUCUGUCUGUCUGUGGCAGAGUGUGUGUGUGCGAGUGACGUGUGCGCGCAAUGAUGGCGGUUUGCGAGAGCGAGGCGGAUGAUAUGCAUACGGGUCUGUCUGAUGGCCGGUGUAGACACCACAGACAUACAAUGAUAUCUUAGAUGGGAUCCCUCACAGCCAUGGGAUGGGCAGGGCUGUGGAUGCGAUGUGUGCGGCUCAGCGUGGUUGAUGGAGUGAACUGGUCAACAUGAAUCGAUGGACAGAUG
This is a messenger RNA of Vitrella brassicaformis, 2475 nucleotides long. The record is from the annotation of a GenBank genome assembly. NCBI's taxonomy places the organism in Eukaryota, Vitrellaceae.